Molecule: messenger RNA, 1329 nt
Organism: Clonostachys rhizophaga
Lineage: Eukaryota; Fungi; Ascomycota; Sordariomycetes; Hypocreales; Bionectriaceae
Source: the annotation of a GenBank genome assembly
AUGACCUCCACCAAGUUUGGCAAAGUGCUCAAAGAGCAGUUUUUACUAGCUCCUGAGUGGCGGAACAUGAACAAUGGUUCUUUCGGUGUUGUCCCCCGAGUCAUCAAAGACAAGCAGGUCGAAUACCAGUUGCAGGAGGAGUCAAACCCAGACAAGUACAUCCGAUAUGACCAACCCAAGCUUCUCGAUGCCUCUCGCCAAGCAAUUGCAAAGUUUGUCAACGCACCCUCGGACACAGUCAUCCUUGCGUCCAACGCGACCACGGCCGUAAACAUCAUUCUCCGAAAUCUUGUCUGGGAUGAAGACGGGAAGGAUGAGAUCUUGUCCUUCUCAACCAUCUAUGGAGCCUGCGGCAAGACCAUCAGCUACAUCUGCGACUACAAUGAACUUGUCUCAUCUCGACUGAUUGAGCUGCAAUACCCGCUUGAAGAUGAGGCCAUCGUCGAGAAGUUCCGAGGCGCCAUCCAGGCAUCCAAGGCAGCAGGGAAGCGCCCCAAGCUCGCCUGCUUCGAUACCGUCUCGUCGCUUCCCGGCGUGUGCUUCCCCUACAAGGAGCUCACCAGGAUAUGCCGCGAGGAAGGGAUCCUGAGCCUCGUCGACGGCGCCCAGGGCGUCGGCAUGAUCCCCCUCGACAUGACGGCCCUGGACCCGGACUUCUUCCUCUCCAACUGCCACAAGUGGAUCAACACGCCCAAGGGAUGCGCGUUCAUGUACAUACCCGUUCGGAAUCAGGGCUUGCUCGUCAGCACGAUGCCGACGAGCCAUGGAUACGUGCCCAAGACGGGGAAGGCUUUCGUCAAUCCCCUCCCGACCGACCCGUCCAAGUCGGCGUUCAUCCAGAGAUUUCAGUUUGUGGGGACGAUUGACACCAGCUCCCUCGUCUGCUUGAAGGAUUCUCUGGAGUACCGGGCCAAGGAGUUUGGAACUGAGGAGGAGAUCAUGAACUACCUCUGGACACUGGCCAAGCGGGGUGGUAAAAGGGUCGCCGAGAUCCUUGGAACCGACAUCAUUGAGAACUCAAAGGGGACGUUAACUAACUGCGCCCUGGUCAAUGUCUGGCUGCCCAUCAAGGUGGGCACCGCGGCCACGCCCGCCCCUGGCCCCAACGACGUUGUCCUGUCGGAGGAGGAGUCGCCGAAAGCUCUGGCCUGGGCCGCGCAGCUUCUAGUUGAGGAGUAUAAGACAUUUGUUCCUUUUGUUCUUCAUAACAACCAGUGGUUUGUCCGAAUUAGCGCGCAGAUUUAUCUUGAGUUGGAGGACUUUGAGUGGCUCGCGAAUGUCUUGAAGGAGGUGGUUGAGCGACUUAGGACAGGGGAGUUCAAGAAUUAG